AAUGUCAUUUUAAAAUUACUGUUAAGAGAAUUCUCAUUCUAACCUUUAUUUUUGAUUUGUAAAGUUGGUGCAAAGACAUCUCAACGCAAGUUAUCGUUGUGCUGUUUACACAAUACUAAAUCAUAAAAUGUAUUUGAGAUACUAUUUAAAUGAUAAUGGUGACAGACAAUAUACUCUCUCACCUGUAGACCCAAAUGGGAAACCGACGCUGUCAGCUCAUCCAGCACGCUUCUCACCAGAAGACAAAUAUUCUCGUCAAAGAAUAACUAUUAAGAAAAGAUUUGGCUUAUUGUUAACUCAACAACCGGAGCCAAUUCAAUGAAGCUUUAAAUUGUAUAAUGACUUUUUUUUUUAAGUUAAGUAUAGAAAUUAUUUAAUAUCC
Molecule: messenger RNA, 382 nt
Organism: Diatraea saccharalis (sugarcane borer)
Lineage: Eukaryota; Metazoa; Arthropoda; Insecta; Lepidoptera; Crambidae
Source: the annotation of a GenBank genome assembly